GGGGACUUUUAUUUCGAAAAUUUACGAAAAUGCCGUGACCAGGAAGUACUUUUUUAGUGCUGCUGACGAGACGCUGAUUUUUGCGCCGUUGUUUUUGUCCAAAAACGAACAUAGCUACAGACAGAAAAUUAGACUGCACCCCUUCCCUCCGUCUAUCAAGAUGGAGAACUUGAUUAAUGAACACCAAAGCCGCAAUGAUCCAGAGAACAAGGCAAAUAACAUUGAUUCACCUGAAAUAAAGAUUGAAAUAGAUGAGGUGCGCAUUGAGUACACUCAACAGAUGAACACACUGGAAGAAGAGAAUCUAAGUGAUCAGCCAGCAAACCAAGCAGACAGUUCGGAUUCAUCCCAGGAGGAUUCUGAGUCUGAUUCAGAGUCUUUCUCUUGUACCCAGUGUGACAAGAGCUUCCGUACCGCCUUACAUUUGAAAAAGCACCAGAUUAUUCACACUGAUAAAACCCUACACUAUUGCAUAACUUGUGAGAAGAGCUUCCCUUAUGCAUCACUCUUAAAGCAGCACCUAACAAUGCAUGAUGCUGACAGAACAUACUGUUGCACGAAAUGUGAAAAGAGCUUCCGAUCUGCACCGUGCCUAAGGAAGCACCUGACAACGCAUGGUGAGAAGAAUCACGGUUGCACCGAGUGCAAUAGGAAAUUCUGUUCAGCAUCUCGCUUAAAAAGGCACAUGACAACACAUAGCGGGGAAAGACCACAUGUUUGCACCGCCUGCGGGAAGAGUUUUACACGACCAGAGAGCUUAAAGAAUCAUCAGUUAAAUCACCAAGGGGAGAAGCUGCACACCUGCCAUGACUGUGGAAAGAGCUACAGUGUGCUGAAGUUCCUUAAAGAACAUAUGAAAGUCCACGAGGGUCCUCACAUCUGCUCUCAGUGUGGGAAGAGCUACACACUCCUCUACAACUUGAAAAUGCAUAUGUCAGCAGCGCAUGGAGAGGAAAAAGCAUUGCCUUGCUCUGAAUGUGGGAAAAGUUUUGUCUCAGAGUACCGUCUGCGAAAGCAUCAGAAGCAAGUACACAGAACAGCCUUCCCCUGCCCUGAAUGUGGGCGAAGCUUCUCCACACUGUCCAUAUUGCAAGAGCAUCAGUCAAACCAUACUGGUAUCAAACCGCAUUCUUGUGAGGAGUGUGGGAAGAGCUUUGGCCUUCUGGAUGGUCUUCAGAGGCACCAGUACACACACAGGCCCAAACCAGAAAAAUCCUGCCUCUGUGAGGAGUGUGGAAAAAGCUUUCUUAACCUCACCCAACUGGCCAGACAUAAACAAGUUCAUUCCAAUGUUAAGUCCCACACUUGUGAGGAGUGUGGUAAAAAAUUCAAACAGAUCGGAGGUUUGAGAAUACACCGCCGUACUCACACAGGGGAGACGCCGUUCUCUUGCAAAGAGUGCAGUAAAACAUUUACGCAGGCCAGCUCCUUGAAGGUUCAUAUGUUAACCCACACAGGAGAGAGGUCAUUCUCUUGUAAGGAGUGUGGCAAGACAUUCAACAUCGCAAAGACAUUACGGCUUCACAUGCGCAUUCACACAGGAGAGAAACCACAUAAAUGCCCUGAUUGUGGGAAGGGAUACCAUCACGCUCAGGGACUCAGAAUGCACCUGCUAUUUCACAAGGGGGAACGACGGCACACAUGUACUUACUGUGACAAGAGUUUCUUUCUGCCAGGACAUUUAAGAGCACACAUCCGACUACACACUGGAGAGAAACCUUACCUCUGCUCUAAUUGUGGGAAGAGUUUCAAUCGUGCUUGGAAUUUAAAGCAACACAAGAAAAUAUGUCAGUGAUUCAUUUCACCACAAACUGAACUUUCCACAGCAUGUUAUUGUGGGGCUCCUUGUUUGUAAUAUUAUGCCUAUGAUACAUUGUGCUCUAUGCCAAACUAGUCUAAUAAUACAUCAAAUAAAGGUGGUGACUUAUUUUGCAUUGAA
Salvelinus sp. IW2-2015 is the source of this 1939-nucleotide messenger RNA. RefSeq names its product zinc finger protein 658B-like. Lineage: Eukaryota; Metazoa; Chordata; Actinopteri; Salmoniformes; Salmonidae. Gene Ontology annotation, cellular component: nucleoplasm. The record is from RefSeq and is a predicted model, not a curated record. Gene Ontology annotation, biological process: regulation of transcription by RNA polymerase II. Gene Ontology annotation, molecular function: DNA-binding transcription repressor activity, RNA polymerase II-specific; RNA polymerase II cis-regulatory region sequence-specific DNA binding.